Messenger RNA from Aricia agestis (brown argus), 2068 nucleotides. It is a transcript of the gene Hnf4, whose product is annotated as transcription factor HNF-4 homolog. Gene Ontology annotation, molecular function: zinc ion binding; nuclear receptor activity; RNA polymerase II cis-regulatory region sequence-specific DNA binding. The record is from RefSeq and is a predicted model, not a curated record. Lineage: Eukaryota; Metazoa; Arthropoda; Insecta; Lepidoptera; Lycaenidae. The coding region runs from base 296 to 1717 and encodes 473 amino acids. The transcript is spliced from 10 exons. Gene Ontology annotation, cellular component: nucleus. Gene Ontology annotation, biological process: cell differentiation; anatomical structure development; regulation of transcription by RNA polymerase II.
GAGUGCAGAUUUAAAUCGUAACCGCCAUUAGAUUGUUUAGUCAACUUUUUGACGCCGGCCGCACAAGUCGCGCCGUAUCUCCCCGAUAGCGCUGAGUCAAUAUUUUCGUCGAUAGUGCAUCCCGGAUUUGGUGGAAUUACGCAUUUUGUGAUAGCUCGCGUAGUUACAGUGGUGAAGCGACGUCUGCGAUUACAAAAUGGAUCACCUGGGCGAGUGAAUCGAUUGUUUAUCGCGGUUUAUCAACAAAACCUCAAACGAUAACCGGAGCCAGUGUUAGCCACGUUCUCGAACAGACAUGCCAAUAUUGGGCACCGAGAUGUCCCAGGAUAUGUGCUACAGAUACCCGCAGACUGACUAUAAUAUGCCGGGGCAGUUCUUGUGGGACAAACAGAUGUAUACGCUGCCGGCGCCCCGACCGGCGGACUUGUCUCCUUACAACACAGACAGCGACAUGCAGCUGGAGACGAGCAGCAGCGAGGCGUCAGCAGCCAGCUCGACAGCGCUGUCGCAGCACUGUGCGAUCUGCGGGGACCGCGCCACCGGCAAACACUAUGGCGCCUCCUCCUGCGACGGCUGCAAGGGCUUCUUCAGGAGGAGUGUCCGCAAGAACCAUCUGUAUACCUGCAGGUUUAGUAGAAAUUGUAUAGUGGACAAAGACAAACGGAAUCAGUGCAGAUACUGCAGGCUGAGGAAGUGUUUCAAAGCGGGCAUGAAGAAAGAAGCUGUACAGAACGAGCGGGACAGAAUAAACUGCAGGCGGCCGUCGUACGAGGAGCCCACACAGGCAAACGGCCUGUCCGUAGUGUCGCUUCUGAACGCCGAACUGCUCAGCAGGAAGGUCAUAGAUGAAUCCAACAACAUAACGGACGCGGAGAUCAAUAGCCGCAAGCUGGCGAAGAUCAACGACGUGUGCGACAGCAUCAAGCAGCAGCUGCUCAUACUGGUGGAGUGGGCGAAAUACAUACCCGCCUUCACGGAGCUGCAUCUUGAUGAUCAGGUGGCGCUGCUGCGCGCACACGCGGGCGAGCACCUGCUGCUGGGGUGCGCGCGGCGCUCGCUCCACCUGCGAGACGUGCUGCUGCUCGGCAACAACUGCAUCAUCACCAAACAUCACCUAGACGGUCGCAUGGACAUCGACAUCAGCAUGAUCGGCAUCCGCGUGAUGGACGAGAUCGUGCGGCCGCUGCGCGACAUCGACAUCGACGACACCGAGUUCGCCUGCCUCAAGGCCAUCGUGUUCUUCGACCCCAAUGCGAAGGGCCUCUCGCAGCCGCAGAAGAUCAAACAACUGCGCUACCAGAUUCAGAUCAAUCUAGAGGACUACAUAAGCGACCGUCAGUACGACGGGCGCGGGCGGUUCGGCGAGCUGCUGCUGUGUCUGCCGCCGUUACAGAGCAUCACCUGGCAGAUGAUAGAGCAGAUACAGUUCGCCAAGCUCUUUGGUGUCGCUCAUGUCGAUAGCUUGCUCCAGGAGAUGCUGCUAGGAGGUGCGACCGCAGAGGCGACGCUAGAGGAGGCGCAGGAGUCCGCGGCGGGGGCCCCCGCGCCAGUGGCGGAGCCAGCCGCCCGCUCGCCCCCCUCGCCCGCGUCGCCGCCACUGGUGCCUCAGCUGACUCUGCCCGAGGCGUUCUUAGAGCCGGCCCCGUUCAAACAGGAGCCUAACAUGAGCCCCGAGCGCCCGCGUAAUUUCAAGACAGGAGACAUAACGAUGUUAUAGAAUAUACAAGAUAUUGGGACGAAAAGAAAGUGUUUUCAAGAAAAUUGAAUAAUUUUGCAAUGACUGUUUGCGCACGUCCAUAAUAAUAGUUUAAAGUUCAUGCGAUAGCUUUUUAUGUCGCGUAUUAAUAAGCAUACUGCAUAGGUAUACAUAGGCUAAACAGGAUAUAUUCAGAUACAGGGUAAUCCGGAAAACUUAAAAUAACUCAUCAGCGAGUAUUUUGUUCACUUGGCAUAUAACGGUAAAAUGCGGUUAUAUUCUGCUACCGCACUCAAAUUGAAGCGGAUUUUGGUUUAUUUAGCUUGAAAUAUGAUAUUAUUGCCAGAUGAUAUCUGAUGAUAUAAUAUGAUG